Anoplopoma fimbria (sablefish) is the source of this 1856-nucleotide messenger RNA. It is a transcript of the gene gpat4, whose product is annotated as glycerol-3-phosphate acyltransferase 4. Gene Ontology annotation, molecular function: glycerol-3-phosphate O-acyltransferase activity. Gene Ontology annotation, biological process: triglyceride biosynthetic process. The coding region runs from base 1 to 1449 and encodes 482 amino acids. Gene Ontology annotation, cellular component: endoplasmic reticulum. The transcript is spliced from 12 exons. NCBI's taxonomy places the organism in Eukaryota, Metazoa, Chordata, Actinopteri, Perciformes, Anoplopomatidae. The record is from RefSeq and is a predicted model, not a curated record.
AUGACUUGGUUUACAUUUCACGCUGAUAACCUGCUGUGCAGGUGUCUCGGCAUUUCCAUCACUUGUCUCCAUGUCUGGUUGACUCUUCUGUUUGUCUUCAUAAUUGUCCCAACUGUACUUGGAGUCUCUUUUGGUAUCCGCAGACUCUACAUGAGGACCCUUCUCAAGAUCUUUGAGUGGGCAACCUCACGAAUGGAGAAGGAAGCAAAGGAGAAGAAUCACCAACUCUAUAAACCAUAUAGCAAUGGAAUCAUAGCCAAAGAACGACCAUCGUCCUUUCAGCAGGAGAUCCAGGAGCUCCGAGGUUCUGCCAGCAGCCUGCCCUCAGAGCCGGAGUUUGAGAUGGCGGACAUCUUCUACUUCUGCCGGAGAGGUGUGGAGAGCAUCUUGGACGACGAGGUGACUAAGCGCUUUUCGGCCCAGGAGCUGGAGAGCUGGAACUUGCUGACUAGAAGCAACUACAACAUCCGUCAUAUCAGUAUGAGACUUACCGUCCUGUGGGGCCUCGGAGUCCUCAUCCGCUACGGCGUCCUGCUGCCUCUCAGGAUUACUCUGGCGGUCACUGGCAUUAGUCUGCUUCUUGUCUUGACUACUUUGGUUGGCUUUUUACCAAAUAGAGAAUUAAGGUUCUACCUGAGUGAGAAGGUUCAUCUGAUGUGUUACCGCAUCUGUGUGAGAGCUCUCACAGCAAUCAUCACCUAUCAUAACAGAGAGAACAAACCAAAGGCUGGCGGUAUCUGUGUGUCCAAUCACACAACGCCUAUCGAUGUCAUCAUCCUGGCUAAUGAUGGCUGCUACUCUAUGGUCGGCCAGGUGCAUGGAGGGUUGAUGGGAAUGAUCCAGCGAGCCAUGGUCAAAUCCUCUCCUCAUAUCUGGUUUGAAAGAUCAGAAGUCAAAGACCGACAUCUAGUGGCCAAAAGGCUAAGCGAUCAUGUUGCUGACAAAACUAAGCAGCCCAUCCUGAUCUUCCCUGAGGGUACUUGCAUCAACAACACAUCAGUGAUGAUGUUUAAAAAGGGCAGCUUUGAAAUUGCCUGCACAGUCUAUCCAGUUGCCAUUAAGUAUGAUCCUCGGUUUGGGGAUGCCUUCUGGAACAGCAGUAAGUUUGGUUUGGUGAAUUAUCUGCUGAGGAUGAUGAGCAGUUGGGCCGUCGUCUGCAGCGUUUGGUACCUGCCGCCCAUGAACAGAGAGGAAGGGGAGGAUGCGGUGCAGUUUGCCAACAGAGUAAAAGCAGCCAUAGCUGCACAAGGAGGAUUAGUGGAUCUCAUUUGGGAUGGAGGUCUGAAACGAGCAAAAGUUAAAGACGCUUUUAAAGAAGAGCAGCAGAAACUUUACAGUAAAGUUCUUAUAGGUGAGCAGGAAGAGGUGGACCAGAGUGACGACACACAUUUGGAGGAUAAAAAUCAAGAAGAGGAUAAAAGCAAUCAAUCUUCAACAAAAGGACAAUGAGGACACGAAGAAUGUAUGCUGUUAUAAAUACAGACUCUAACAUCUCAUACUGUGACAUUUUGAAUUAUUUGAUUAUUGAUAUGUGAAUUAUCAGAAGUGGAGAUUUAUGUGGAUUCACACUGUAACUGUCAUUUUUACCAGACUGAGUGAUAGAAAGGUGUUUUUAUAAUUUGAUACUUAUGUUUUUAUUGGUGUGAAAUCUUUAUUUAUUUACAUUGUUUGUAAGAUGUGGUGAGAAUGGUUAAAGUUACAGUAAAGGAAGCCCAAACAUUUAGACACACAAAAGCUAAUAGGUCAGUUUUUUCUUUAAACCAAUUAUUCACAGACCAAAGUCAUUUAGUGACCCCAAUUUCCUGCCUCCUUUUAACUGCCAUGUGAGCGUAUUGUAUAUCUGAUUAAAACACUGA